Pangasianodon hypophthalmus (striped catfish) is the source of this 3516-nucleotide messenger RNA. It is a transcript of the gene cd27, whose product is annotated as CD27 molecule. Lineage: Eukaryota; Metazoa; Chordata; Actinopteri; Siluriformes; Pangasiidae. The transcript has 6 exons. Gene Ontology annotation, biological process: negative regulation of apoptotic process. Gene Ontology annotation, cellular component: external side of plasma membrane. Gene Ontology annotation, molecular function: protein binding. Bases 634 to 1326 code for a protein of 230 amino acids. The record is from RefSeq and is a predicted model, not a curated record.
GCUGAUUCAGUCUAGCUUUGGUACAGAUAUGAUCUAAUUGGUCACAGAGACCGUAAUCGCGCAGAGUGGGGGGUCUUUUCUUACUUUGUGGCCUGAAUUCUGCUAACUAUGAACAGAGAAACCUCAGAGAGCCUGAGACAAUUCUCUUCUAAGUUUACUACCCAUAGGGAAAAGAACAGAAAAGUGAAACAAAAAAUACAUGUCAUGCGACUGUCAGGCUGCCACAGAUCUGACCUCAGUGGACCUAACAGUUUACAAUAUGUAGUCAUGAACCACAAAAUUACUUACAAAGAUUCUUGUCCUAUUUGAUAGUGACACACAGAGAGAGAGAGAGAAAGACAGACAGAGAGAGAGAGAUAGAGAGAGAGAAUUUAAGGGGGUGAUUGUUUUGGAAUCAAAGAUAAAACUGUCAAAAAUAAAUGUUAAUGGAAAUAGUGAAGGAGGAAAGCAGGUUAAAAGGGUGCUGAGAGAAUGCAGUAUUGGUGGUCUCAGGUUUCUUGCACUUAGGGUUUUAAUAUGAGUCAUGUCUUGACAUUUAUGAACAGGAUUAACAGGCAGCUUCUUAUAACUUCAUGUUCAGAAGCUUCUGGGGGUCCUACUCACUCAUAUCUCUCUCUUCUUUAAUCUCUCGUGAUGCUGAUCUCGUGGUGUUGUUUCCUUCUUUUGUCACAUUUCCUUUGUCAUGUCCAUCCAAAGGAGUGUAACAAUACGUAUGAAUAUGAAGGUGAAAAUAUACAUUGCUGCAAGAAAUGUGGACCAGGUGAACGCAUGGAUAAGAGAUGUACAAAAGACUUCGAUACGAAAUGUAAACAAUGUACUCCUGACUUCUUCAUGGAUGAAUUCAGUACGGAAAUGGAAUGCAAAAGGUGCUCUCAAUGUACAAAAGAACACAUGGUGUAUAAGGUGAACUGCUCUCACAGCACUGAUGCAGUGUGUGGCUGCGAGAAUGGAUAUGAAUGCCCCAGUAAUUCAUGCACAGACUGUGUGAAAAUCCCAACAACAACACCACGACCAACACCAACACCAUCAACAACAACAAUAACAGUAAUCUCAAAAAAUGUCAAAAAAAAUGAGCAGCAAACAAUACCCUCCGAAGACAUUGUGUGGAUCACUCUGAGUCUGUGUUGUGUGUGCAUUCUGCUUACCUGUUUCAUUCUCAUCAGCAGACACACAACUCCAUGUGGAUGGCCCAUGUUGGCUUCAGCUGGUUUUUUUGGGGGACCCAAGAAAACUUUUGGGGUAUCCAGUCAGUGCACAGAAGAUGAGGAAGUGCCGAUGCCGGUCCAGGAGGUGUGUGGAUAUAAAGACUGGCAAGAAGAAGCCUGAGGGAGACAGAGGGAAGUGGCAAGAACGAGGCAGGAAAAGGCACUUAAGAGUGUGGAUUGACUAUAAACUGUAACACAGGCUUAUGAAAGGAGGAGCAAGAGACACACUCUUUCUGCACCCAAACUAAUGGGAUACUGAGAGAGAAGGGAAAGGAUAGACACCCCAUAAGUCCACUGUAUAGCACAAUUCAACUAUUUAAUACUCCAGUGAAACAGGGCCUCAAGUCUAAUUUAAUAUCACAUUUUACAAAAGGAGGUGGCACAGUGUUUGGUCCUGAGUGCGGGUUACUGCCUGUGUGGAGUUCUUUUCGUGUCCUUGUGUCUUUCCUCCAGAUUCUCCAUUUACCACCCACCUCCCAAAAACAUGAAUGCAGAUGGAUUGGUUUUGAUAAAUUGCCCCUAGACGUGAAUGUUUGUGCACCCUGCAAUGGACUGGAGUACCAUCCAGGAUGUAUUCCUGCCUCACUCCCAGUGUUCCCACAAUACUUCCUGGAUUUAUGGUUAUUGAAGAUGAACAAAUGAUUUUUUUAAAAUAGCUACAUUCAUUUGUUUGUACUAAUGGAUUGAUUUUAAAACAAAAUUCAAUCAUAUUAACAAAGGUGAAAUGCUCUGGAUUUUUUUUUUCUUCCAUUUUUUGGAAAGCUUACUGUCUAUAUUUUUAGGAUUUUUAGAAUUAUUAUUGUUCGUAUAGAUAGUUGUUUUCACUCUAUGUGAAAGGUGUGAUUGUUAGUAGUUGGCCCAAGCAAAGGAAGUUUAAUAAUAAUAAUACUUCCACAUGGGAGUCUAUAGCAGCCCACAGAAAACUUCGUAAGCUUUUUAUGAAAUUUGACACAGCAAUUUUGUUGUACACCACUGAAGCGCUCUAGUGCCACCAACAGGGCAAAGUAUGACAAACGUUUGCAAUAAUAACUCCGAAACCCAACGUCAUAGAAAUGUCAAUUCUUUCGUCCUCUGAUUCUUUUCGUUAUGCCAAGUUCAAGCUUCUUCUACAAAUUUGUCCACUCAAUAUGCAAAGAGGUUUUCUAGUGAAGUCCUCAAACAGGAAGUGAGGGCAUAUCUAAGUAUAUCCCAGCAUUCAGACCAAAAGCUGCACAUGAAUGAAGGACCAGGACCUAAGGACCUGAAAACUCCAAAAAGUUUUGUCUAAAUUCACCUCUAGGUAGUGCUAUAAUUCACAAAUUAUAAAACUGCUCAUAACCUUUGAACUGCUCAACACAACAUCAAAGCAAAAAUGAUUCUUCUUUCUGUUGCAACAAACAGGAAGUAGGCCAAAUUGAGUUUUAACAAAACCAUUUUUUUCACUUACUGUCAUACAAAUUUCGUAAAAUCAUCACAAAAUUUUGGUCACAGCAUAGUGAGACCCACCCGAACACAACUUGCUCCUCCGAUUUUUGAUAUGUGGAAUGGUCCAUCCAUAAAGUGCAAACGAAUUUGACAGCAAAGUCACCAAACUGGAAGUGAAGCCAUUACUCAGCAACACUUUUAAGUAUUGAAAACAGACUUUGCACAUAUGAUUAGCAGUAUGACCUAAUGUUAACAAAUAAACAAACUUCAAGUUAAUUUGCAACGUGGGAGGGCUAAUGAAAAGUGGAAGCGAGGCAAUAGGCUUAAAAUAUUGACAUCAAGUUUAGUAUAUUUCCUUGUACUAAGAAACUACUGUCCUACACCAUUUUUUAAAAUAAAUACAAUAGAAGCAAAAAGAAAAGAAAAUGCCACGUUUCAGGCUGGAACACUGCUGUUGUAUGGCAAGGAAGUACUUGGAGUUUGAUAACUGCAUGCCUUAUUCCAUUGGUGAUCUUUGACCAUCUGGAUUUUUAUAGUAAUAGAAUCCAUGAUGCUGUCUGUAUUCACCAGUUUAGAAAAUUGAUACAAAUGUGUUCAGUAGUUCACUAGUACCUAACUCAUUGUCAAUUAGGCUUUCUAGAAGGUUAUCCAUUGUAAAAUUGUACAGUAAAAACUGCAAUGCUAUUAUCCCUAGACCCUGUUAGCUAGCUGUGUAGAGAUGCUGGUGUGUACUAUACUAUAUUUGAUUCUGAGUACAAUAAAUUAUAUUAAGUUAUCCAUACUAUAUACUGAGAAUUUUGUUUAUGGGUUUUUUGUUUGUUUGUUUGGUCGGUUGUUUUGUUGUGGGAAAAACUUGAUUAAAAAAUUUAAAUGCCAUAUGUAUUUCAUAUAAACGAUGUAAACCUUU